AUGGUAGCCACCUGCCUCACUUUCUUUGGAUUGGGCUCCCAGAUAAGGACCCCCAAAGAUGACCUCAGGGUUCAGGUAGGUGGUGUGAUCCUGUAUGUGGGCUCGACGGCAGGUUCCAGCCCCACCCCAGAUAGCCCUCCUGGGGGAUACCUGGUGCCUUCUCCCCAACACUCGCUGCCCUCCUCCUUGGAAGAGCUCACUCUCACUGAGAUUGGGGCCAUCAAGCCACAACGGGCCAGCUCCCCCUCCUCACCCAAGGUAGCGUUCCAGUUUCCAGAGGGGAUCCGCUACCCCAGCAAGAGCCAGUCACCCCCGACGCAGAGUAGAGUCCCUGCUGCCAAGCAGAAUGGAGCCACCGGCACCUUCACUAAGACAGGUGGAAUGGUUCUGCUCUGCAAGGUUUGUGGUGACAUUGCCUCAGGCUUCCACUAUGGCGUCCAUGCUUGUGAAGGCUGUAAGGGGUUCUUUCGCCGGAGCAUACAACAGAACAUCAACUAUAAAAUGUGUGUGAAGAAUGAAAACUGCAUGAUCAUGCGGAUGAACCGUAACCGCUGCCAGCACUGCCGCUUCAAGAAGUGCCUGGCAGUGGGCAUGUCAAGAGAUGCUGUGCGUUUUGGGCGCAUUCCUAAGCGGGAGAAACAGCGCCUGCUGGACGAGAUGCAGAGCUACAUGAACAGCCUGAAUGAGGCCCCCAUGGACGUUGGCCUGAGUCCUGAGGCAGAUGCCCCUCCCAGCCCCAACGCCCAGGAGGAGGAGGCCAUCAGUGCCAUUUCAAGGGCUUAUCAUGACAUCUUUGUGAAUGGGCAGGACCAGCUGGGCAAGCGAGGGGGAUCCCCGGGGAGCGAGGCCUGUCCCUUGGCCAACUACAAUGACCAGCAGCUCAACCCCUCCUAUGGCUACGGGCAGUAUGAGUCUGCCACCCUGCGCCUGUCCAGCUACAGCCCUCCGGAACCCGUCGGUUACAUGGACAACAGCCCCCGGUGCUUUGGCAAUGACAUCUUCCAGGCUCAGCAGGCCGGCUACCUGCACAAUGCUGGACGCUACCCAGCCUUUGAGUAUGGCUAUUCAGAGACAAACCCACAGAGAGGCUGCCCCUGGCGGGGAGCAACCAGCCGAGGCAUUGCCUGUCCUCUGAAUGCCACCCCCUACUGUAGCAACGGCAAGAGCAGCCAGCAAGUGUGGGAGGAAUUUUCACAGUGCUUCACACCAGCUGUCAAGGAGGUGGUGGAGUUUGCCAAGAGCAUCCCGGGCUUCCAGUCACUCUGCCAGCAGGAUCAAGUGAUGCUGCUGAAAGCAGGCACUUUCCAGGUGCUGAUGGUGCGCUUCUCUUCCCUGUUCAGCCCUAAGGAGAAAGUGGUGACCUUCCUGAGCGGGGAGUCAUACUCACUCUGCAGCCUGCGCACCAUGGGCAUGGGCUCCCUGCUGGAUGCCAUGUUUGAGUUCAGCGAGAAACUUAGCUCCCUGGGCCUGGAUGCACAGGAAAUGGCACUGUUCAUGGCCGUGGUCCUUGUCUCAGCAGAUCGCUCUGGCAUCUCUGAUGUGGAUGCAGUUGAAAUCCUUCAGGAGACAUUGAUUCGGGCCUUGCGGACUCUGGUGACUAAGAAGCACCCAGAUGAUUCCACACUUUUCCCCAAGCUGCUCCUCCGUCUCCCUGACUUGAGAACCCUCAACAACCAGCAUUCAGAGAAACUCCUUGCUUUCCGGAUCAACCCUUAAGUCCACUGGAUCAGCUUCUUAAACCCUACGUUUGGAGAAGAAGAAUCGAGAAUCAACCAUCAAGCAAACUUAAUGCAUCAGGACUAGACUUUGCUCUUUGGAAGAAGAUGGCGUUGAUGAAAGAAGAGGGGCAGGAGGGAUGCGGCAAGGGCAGGGAGCACAUGGCCCAUCGCAGCUGGGAUCUGCUGGAGCAGAUCCCUCCCCCGUGAGGAGAUCAGAUACAGGAGGAAAGGAUACGUUUCCCAGGUAGCGCUCUUCAUGGCGCUGUGCGAAUUGAAGAUCAUUUAUUUGCUAGAGCAGAUCAGGCAAAUGAACUGGACACACCUUGUACCGUGUCAUUUCUAAAUGUGUAAAUAUGUAUGUAUAUAUCUUUCCAUAUGAUAUUGUCUUGAGGUUCUGUACUGUAUAUAAAUACA
Molecule: messenger RNA, 2132 nt
Organism: Varanus komodoensis (Komodo dragon)
Lineage: Eukaryota; Metazoa; Chordata; Lepidosauria; Squamata; Varanidae
Product: nuclear receptor subfamily 1 group D member 1-like
Exons: 8
Coding region: 1-1716 (571 amino acids)
Biological process (GO): hormone-mediated signaling pathway; negative regulation of transcription by RNA polymerase II; positive regulation of transcription by RNA polymerase II
Molecular function (GO): zinc ion binding; nuclear receptor activity; RNA polymerase II cis-regulatory region sequence-specific DNA binding
Source: RefSeq, a predicted model, not a curated record